UUGGAGCCGGCCAGCCCCGGCACCUCCCGCCCGCGCAGCUGAUGGAGCCGCAGCCAGAACCGGCGCCACAGAGGCCGGGGAGCAUCUAAGCGGGUUGGAGGAGAGGCGCCCCCCACCCCAACCUCCCCAGCCCCAGCCGCGGUUCUCCUCUGCCGGCCGGACCCGCCGCUCCCUCGGGUCGCGAAGCCCCACCGCAGCUCCUGAGCCCACCUCCCCAGUUUGCAGCUCCGGGCUUGAGUUUUGUAAGGAAGUCUUUCGUGGAGGAAGGCAAAAAGAGGAGAGUUAUGUAGGUCUGGGGGACAUGGACUCGGGGAAGAGGAAAGGAAGCUACGCAGAAAGACUUCCAGGGCCUGGGCCCAGGGUUGCAAUGGAGACUGUGUCCCUGGAGCAUCAGAUCCAGAGUGUGCAGCGGCACAUUGCCUUCUUGAAGAAGGAGCAGAUGGAGCUACUGCGAGACCUGCACCUGGAGAUUCUGCGCCUGCAGAAGCACUGCUCAGAACUGACCCGUGACCUGGAAACCAAAGAGUCACAGUCAGACCAGCAAGAGGAGGCGUCGCGGCAGCUGGAGGCCAAGUGCCGGGCGCUGGAGGAGCAGCUGGCGGCGCGGGAGCGAGGCAACGGCGAGCUGCGGCGGGAGCUGCGGCAGCGGGACGCGCUGGUGUGGGCGCUGCGCUCCAGCCUGCGCAGCAAGGAACGCCGCUUCCUGGAGGAGCUGCGACGCCGCAGCCACCGAGCCACGGUGCUGGGCACCGAGCUGCAGAAGCAGAGCGAAGCGGCCGCCUACCUGGCCUUCCAGCUGCACGCGGCCCGCCAGAAGCUGCACGGGGCGCCCCGCGCCGGCCCGGCCGCUGUCGGGGGUGCUGCCGCCUCCGGGGGCGCGGCAGCGGCCCCCUCGGGAGGAGGCCGGGACCGCGCCCCGCCGCCCGCCGACGGGCGGGCCAGGAAACGGGGACCCCGCGCCCGCCGCCCGCCGCCGCCCCCGCCUUUGUCGCUGCUCCCGGAGCCGUGCGCCCUGGGCAGCGCCAGGGACUGGGCUGCCUGGGAGCUGGGCUGCAGGCUGGACGAGGCCGAGCCCGAGCCCAUGCCCGACCCCGCCCUCUUCCUCAACGCCCGCAGACCUCCGCGGCCCAAGGCCCGGGACAACGCCCACCCAACCUGCGCCAGCCCCCGCAAGCCUCCGCCCCGGGAGCCCCCUGAUGCCGCUGCGGCCGCCCCCGCCCCCGCCCAGCCCCGAUCCUGCAAGAGUCCGCCUGGGAGGCGGCCGGCCGCCCCCAACCCCGACAGCUCAGUCGACCUGGAGUAGGGAGCAGCCUGGGGGCAGGGGUACAGCGAGAUGGGACAGGACCCCUCCCACCCUGGGGCAGACAGAGGGCCCUUGGCGGAGCUCACGUCUCCCCUUAGGCCGAAAGCUAGAGCCCUGGAACGGACUGUCCAGGGAGAGUAGGCACACCGGAAGCGCCUCGGACGCCCUGCUUGGGCCUAGAGAAGUGAGAGAAGGGUCUGGGCCAAGUAGAGGUUGGCAAUGGGGGACCCUGCAACUGAGGGGGGCGGGGGGAUGAUGGAGGGACCAGCUUUCCUCCACCCCAACCAUCAUUUAUAUUAAGAGACUUCGCUGAAGCUUGGUCACUUACCCCCACCGCUCACAAAGAUACCCCUUUGCCCUUUGGGAAGGAAACAACCAGGCCCCUCUUUGAAAGGAGGGGAGGGGAACGAUGGGGAGAGUAAUUGCACAUUUUUGUAAAAAAGGAAAUUAUUUAGCUAUAUUAUCUUGUAUAUCCCCCUUCCCGGUGAGAGGGUCGGAGGGAGAAGGUCGCAGGGAAUAAGCUGACAAUCUUGGGCGGGGGUGGGCUGGGGGUGAGGGACACGGAAAAAGAGAAGAUUGCAUACAAAUGGUCUUCUAGGAGUUUAGAGCGAGGGAGAAAGCUGGUGGCCAGGGAAAAGAGGGCAAAUCCUGCUGCCUCUGGUUUUCCCUGAGACCUUGGAGCUGCCCUCUCCUACCCCGUCCCCGCCCUGCAUGGCUCCCGCGCCCCCUCCGCAGAGCAGACCUAGCCGUAGCCGGUGCUGCUGUCUGGCAGAAGGGGCGCGGGGCGGGCCCGAAGCUCCCCCUGAGAACGUGAGUAUACCCCCUUUUGCAUCAGCUUUGCAAGCAAGCACGGAACACUUUACCCACACCAGCCCCCCCCCCCUUCACUCCCACCCCAAGCCUAACAGCCCUCAGGGGAUCCAAGGAGAAGAAUCCAUCUAGUUGGCGUCUUUGCUACUUGUUUCUGAGUUUGUCCCUCCCAAAGGAUGAGUGGGUGAGGUGGAGCUGAAGGGAGGGAAGAUCACCCUUUCCUGCAGCUUCUGCUGUUGCUGCCCUCGGCCCCCCUGGGGCCACGUGGGGAAGUUCUGUUCCCAGAUUGUUGUAGGAGGGGUUGGGGAUGGUAACCGGGCCGGUUACCUUGAGAGGAUUUCUGGGGCCUUCUUCAUUGGUCCUCAUUUCAGCUGCAUUCCAAUUAGCUGGCUGGGGAUGAAGGGAGGGGCUGGCUGCCGGGAAGUGAAAGUCAUUAAUGUAGGUGUGGAGUCAGGGGGUGGGGGUGGGGGUGGGGGUCCUCAGAGUUGGAUUACAACACCCCUGCCCCACUGCUUCCAACUUGAAAUUUCCUGGAGACACCUUCCCCCAUGGGGAUGCUAGAUCGCCUGAUGUCCAUUUUGCUUAGGUAGUAAUGGGGAGGGGGGAGGGGGGGGAAGGGAGCAAGUAAAGGAUGGAGAGAGAGGCACUCCCUGAUGCUCACAGCCUCAGCUUCCAACACCGGCUUCUGCCCCGGGGGCCUGAUGUGCUCCCUCACUCCUGGGAACAAGGAGGAAUUGGAAUCCAGGAAAAGGAGGGGGCCAAGCAUAGCCACAGGCCAGGCCUAGGUAUUGGCGGGGGAGAGAGAUACACAGGCUGCCUCCUACCCAGGACACUCGGUUGCCUUGGCUGAACGUUGGGGGGCAGGGGUGAUGGACUUGUACCAUGCAAACAACGUAUGCUGCUCAGCCAUGGAAUGGGUCUGGGACCCAUUUUUGGUUCUCUGGCUGCAGGCUAUGCCAGUCUGAACAUCCCCCCAGAACCGAGACUGGCAAUAACCAAAUCCUGAGAACAAGAAAAACAGUGUAGGCAGAAGCCACAUUUCUCUGUUUUCCCUUAAUUUCUCUACCUACUCUGGGUUCCUCUCUCCUGCUUCCAAAAACAGAAGAGCAUCCCUAGCCCCUGGGAAUCCAGUCAGGGAGAGUCCAGCCCCCUAGUAGCUCCCGCAUUGUGCCUAAGUGCAUAAGUGCCUGUGAACAGUCUUCCAGAGAGUUGGAAAAGAGAAUGUUUGGAGGGGUUUCGGGGGGUGGAGAGGGAAAGAGCUGGGCCUUCAUCACACACACAUCCACAGUUCCUGGCUCAUCCAACAGGCCUCAGCCCAGAUCCUAUUUUCCAAAUAAUUUUGAUUUCUCAGCCUUUUUCACCUUUGGGGGGAAUUCAAGAACCUGCUCCCAUCCACCCUAGAAAACCCACUCAGGUGCUGGAAACGUUGGGAGGUGGGGCAGGGUCAAGGCAGGAAGUAGUGUUCGUGGUGGUGGUGGGGGGGUGUCUCUGUUUCAAGAGAGGAAAAGUCUGAAAGGGAAGAGGACAAGUGUCUGAAAAAGAUCCUUGGGCUAAGCGACAGGCUGAGGGUCCUUGUCCAAGAUGAGGGAAACCAGAGGGGCCCUAUAUUCAUCCCCCAUUCCCUCAGAAAGGACGUUUUGAAAAAGGUUUCCCUCCUUCAUCCAAAACUGGGGGAUAGGGAAGCCUGGUCACUGUUGAUCUGUCUUCUGAAAGGUCGAACUGGACAGCUCCCUCGUUCCUGGGAAGUGAUGAAGGAUACUGCAGUCCCUGGCAAGCGAAUGCCCACUCUCAGUGCACAGGCAGAAGCCCAGAGCAAAUGUAGACAGUUGUCACCAGGCAGUUAUCCUGGUGUGACACAGCCUCUUGAGGAAUCGAUCUAAGAUACCCCCAACUCCUUACAGACCCCUUGGGACCAAGAGGUGGCCUGUUUACCUGACAGACCCUUUCCCUGGGGCAGAAUGUCUGCUCCCCUUCCCCCAGCUUUGGUAGUGAAACUGUUAAAGCCUCCAGGUCUGCACACUUCCCUGGCUGAUUAAAUAGCGUCCCUUUCCCUUCCCCCCUCCAGGUUCUAGUCUCAGUUUUCUUUCCUCACCUGAGUCUUACUUUCAUGGUCUCUAUUUCACACACUCUCCAGGGCUCAGCCUCACUCUUUUUGUCUCACUCUCCGUCCCCCUAAGAUGGGACCUGGGACAGGUGAGGGAAGAGAAAAUACAGGGUGUCUCUCCUGUGGCAGCGACACACUGUCCUUCUCCCAGGAGUGCACACUUGGGGAGCAUGGAGUGACUUUACUAGUUUAUUUUCUUCUGCAGUAGUAGGGAGGGGACUUUCCCUAUCACCUAAUAAAAACCAUGGCUUCCUCAGCCCUGUUGCAAUAGUCCUUCUCUCCCUCCCCCUGACUUGGCUCCUCAUCCCCAGGGCACCAGGCACUUUCCAGGGAAGCUUCGCCCACACAGAAGUCACCACCUAGCCUGACCAGCCUCUCCCCCGGUGACCCCACCUGGGCUUCCAAACCUGCCUCUUCCACAUGCCCUCCCCGUCUUGGUAAAUGGAGAUAAUAACACUUAAUCAUUUUCAGGGUGCUUAGAGAUCCCCAGAUGAAAGGCCGUGGGUGCUGGGAAGCAGGGGGAGGGUCACUGCACACUUAGCUGAGGUGGGAGGAAGCAGAGAAUAUGGGGGAAGGAAGGAAACUCGGUCUCCACACUCUGACACACUACCACUACCACCAGCACCUGGCAGUGUCUGGCACAUAGUAGGCUCUUAAUAAAUGCUUGUUAACUGACUGACCACUCAAAUUGAAAAUCCUGCUAGGCCUGGGGGAGGGAUGCCAAAUUGACAACCAUCCAGAAACUCUACCUCCAGAGACACUCUCAAGGGGGCAGCUGGGAGAUGGGGCAGGGAUCAUAGACUCAUGGAUUUAGAACUGGGAGGGACCUCAGAGGUCAGCUAGCCCAACCCCUUCAUUUUACAGAAGAGGAAACUGAAUCCUGUGGCGUUUAAGUGACUUACCCAGUGUCACACAGGACAUUAGUUUCAGAGGUAACAUUUUAACCCAGGUGCUCUGACUACAAAGUAAAUGCUCUUUUCUACUGAAUAGGAACAAGGCCCUGAUAGGAAAGGCAAUAGGGUCAAAAAAGUAGGCCUCCUCCCUAUCCCCUCCCCCCAGUCCACCAAAUACUGACCCCUAUCUUGUGCCCUUACCCCCACCUUUCUCCUGCUUGCCUUUCUCCCUAGCCCUAUCUCCUGCCUCUCUGAUGAGGAUGGGGAUAAGAUGGGGGUGGGAAUUUGCUAUAAAACAGUCAGGGAGAGGUUUCCUUCCCUCUGCCCCCCUGAGGUUGGAAGGUUUAAGGCCUGCAAUCUGGCCUGUUCACAGGUGCCUCCCCCUCCCCUCAGGCAUGGGCAUAGCACAAACCAGAGCUGUAUGAUCCUGGCAAGGUAGGGAUCUGGGUUGUGCCAUCCCACUAAAGGCUCCAGAGAGGGAGAUCUCUUCUUGACUUGGGGGUGGGGGGCUCAUCAAGGAAAGUUAAAUAUUAGGGGAGCUGCAGCCCUAUGGGUACCUGCCUUUCCUCCUCUCCCCUCCCUCUCUGCUUUUGAAAUGCUGCUGAUAUUUUAUUAAAAACUACAAAUCGCACUUUGAUCUCUCUCCGGUCCCAUGGGGAGGACUAAUUAAUUCAAUCCUACAUUAGGCCAAGGUGUUCAAAUGGGGUGUGAGCAGGUGUAUCAACUAAGGCCAUUGUGCCCACUGGGAGGGAAUGCCCAUUGUAAAACCUUCCCUAUGCCACAAAAUUUACUCUCCACCCGACCGUGAUGGCACACCUAGUUUGCCUUGAUUCCCACAGAAAAUAUCUUUAGGACUAGAAUGAAGGGGAAGGGAAUCCAACUGUCUCAUUCCCCCCAAGUAAGCUCUGAGGAUCUAGAGAGUGGGUUGGCCCAUCUACCUGGGAGGCCAGGUGUUUCCCAUCCCAAUCUCAGACCUGGGUAGCUCCCCAGUCUGAUAUUUUCAGGCUAGAAAUAUGAACUCUGUCCUCAUCAUUCCUCUACCUACACAGAUUCCCCUUUCUGAUCAGGGAUCAAUAGAGAUAGAAAUUCCCUCCCUCCUUGGGAAACAUACCAGGUUCAGAAGAGCCCCCACCCUCUAAAGGUACGGUUCACCUAGCAUAGGGCUGGAGGGGGAGAGGGUUGUGGCAAUAGCUCUCUAUCUUCCCCUGGGACGGCCCAUUUGGUGAAAGUGGGAAGCCAUUGGGUAGCCUAGAUGGUGUGGGUCAUGGUAGGCCUGGGUUUCCCCUUGGGAAGGAGAGUGAUGGGGAGAGAGCCCAAGAACACAGGGCAGAGAGGGAGGUGCUGGGCUUUUGAAAUCCAGUGCUUUUCAAAGUAUAUUCUCUUCAGAUCACCCACCCACCCACAGAAUUAGAGCCGUGUGCUGUAAGCGUGACUGUGGUAUGCCUUAUUCUUAAUAAAAACACAAGGAAAAACAUGAGCAGUGUCUUCUCUCUACCUUGGCCUGGAGGUUGGGGAGAAUUAUUGGUGGGAUGAACAGGCUGGUCUGAGUUGGCUCACCCGGGGAGAGGGCUGACGUAUGUGUGAGAGGCACGAAGGCAGGGCACGAGAGAAAG
Molecule: messenger RNA, 6723 nt
Organism: Dromiciops gliroides (monito del monte)
Lineage: Eukaryota; Metazoa; Chordata; Mammalia; Microbiotheria; Microbiotheriidae
Gene: CCDC92B
Product: coiled-coil domain containing 92B
Exons: 5
Coding region: 302-1303 (333 amino acids)
Source: RefSeq, a predicted model, not a curated record